Tuber aestivum (summer truffle) is the source of this 345-nucleotide messenger RNA. NCBI's taxonomy places the organism in Eukaryota, Fungi, Ascomycota, Pezizomycetes, Pezizales, Tuberaceae. The record is from the annotation of a GenBank genome assembly.
AUGCUAAAAUCCAAGCGCGAGAAAAACAGCGAGAUUGAUCGCAAGGAUCGCAUAUCCAUGAUCGAGCGGCAUACUGCUGGCGAAUCUUAUCGCAAAAUUGCUGAGGAACUUGAUGUUUCAAAAAGCGCAGCUCACAAGAUCGUGACCUCCUGGCAAGAGGAUCACAAAAUAGACCCCGCACCACGGUCUGGGGCUCCAAGAAAAUUGUCCUUGAGCGACGAGAGGUACCUGAAGAUUACCUCAAUGCGAGACCCCUAUGCAACAUUGCACGAUAUUACAAGCUCCUUAGACCUUGAUGUCUCUGAACGUACAGUAGGAGACUCCCUACAACGCCAAAACCUGUGA